Molecule: messenger RNA, 704 nt
Organism: Paramecium primaurelia
Lineage: Eukaryota; Ciliophora; Oligohymenophorea; Peniculida; Parameciidae
Source: the annotation of a GenBank genome assembly
AUGUUUAAAUUAAAUCCUAAAAAGGUACUUAUCAAAACACCUACUAUUUAUGAUUAUUAAGCUAAUUUACCUGUUGAAGUAAUUGUCCAAUGUAAAUCUAGACUAGAAAAGCAAUUGUAUUACAUGUAAUGAAUAAGAAUCCAAAACUUAAAAUUAAAGGAGGAACUUCAAUGACUAAUCCCUACAAAAUACCAUAUGAAUUAGCCAUUGCAGAUUAAAUUGAAUAAAUGGAAAAAUAUAAAAAUUCCAUUCUUUGGUCUCCUAGGAUGACUCCUAAAAAAUUCACUUUUGCUUUUAUUUAUCCUAUGGGAUUUGCCUUAGUCUUACUUUGGUAUAUUCAUAAUGUUGCCAUUCCAAGAAGAAUGGUAGAAAUGAAAAGAAAAUAUGGAUAUGUAUAUCCUGAAUUAGAAUCAAAGGGUUGGUUAGAUGGUUGGUGGGAUUAUGAAUAAGAAGAAACAGAAUAAAUAUUUGAUAUUAUUAAUAUGGAAUUUAAAAAAACAGAAGAUAAAGUUAGGAAUAAACAAUACACUGAUUUUACCAUUUCAGAUUUAUAAAAUUUUGGUAACAAACCAACAUAUGAAAAUUCUGGAUAAACUUAAAAUAUUAUGAAAUCUGGAAAAUAAAUCAUGUAAGUAAAGGAGAAAUAAAAAAUCUAAUCCUAAUUUGAAAAGAUUUUUGAGUUACAAACAAAACCAUCAUAAUGA